UCUCAACAGUGUACUCAAUCAUCAAUAAAUCAAACGCAUCUAUAAAGAACCCCCUUCGCCCUCUCUCUCUCUCUCUCUCUCUCGUCUUCUGCAUCAUCAUCGUCUUCUCCAUCGCCACGAGUCGCUAGGGUUUCCAGCUCCGCCGCUUCAUCUGAUAACCUUAUCCGAUUGAUUUCGCGGCGAACCUCAAAGAAGGCGUGUUGAUCGCAAUUCUAUUUGGUUGAAUCAGUUUCAGAUCGUUUAUCUGUGAAUAAGGCGGAUGAUCUAAUGGAGUCCAAAGGUGGGAAGAAGAGUAGCAGUAGUAGUAAAUCUUUGUUCUACGAAGCUCCCCUCGGUUACAGCAUUGAGGACGUGCGCCCUAAUGGUGGAAUCAAGAAGUUCCGAUCUGCUGCUUACUCCAACUGCGCGCGCAAACCAUCCUGAUAUUCUCCGAGUUGGUGUCUCGACCACUUGAAGUGGUCCAUUUUCCGUUUUCGCAAUAGUAGUUUUUCUUCUUAUUUCCAGAGAACAUCUUUCUUGCUCCUCUCUCCACUCUCUCCGCAACUGCUAUCUUGGUGUAAUCGUGACUGCUGCUGUUGGUAAACAUGACCAUGAUGGGAGUUUCUCCGAUCGGCUUCGAAGGUUAUGAAAAGAGGCUAGAGAUUUCAUUCUUUGAGCUGGGAAUCUUUGUUGAUCCCGAAGGAAAGGGGCUCCGAUCACUCUCCAGGGUCCAGCUGGAUGAUAUUCUUACCCCUGCUGAAUGCACUAUCGUGUCUUCACUCUCAAACGACCAUGUCGAUUCCUAUGUCCUUUCAGAGUCCAGCCUAUUUGUCUACCCUUACAAGAUUAUCAUAAAAACUUGUGGGACCACUAAGCUGUUGCUUUCAAUUCCCCCGAUCCUCAAUCUUGCUCGUGCCCUGUCUCUCACUGUGAAAUCUGUGCGUUACACCCGUGGGAAUUUCAUCUUUCCUGGAGCCCAGCCUCAUCCUCAUCGUAAGUUCAGUGACGAAGUCGCAGUCCUCGAUAGCUAUUUUGGGAAGCUCGGCUCAGGAAGCAAGGCUUAUGUGAUGGGUGCAUUUGACAAUACGAAGAAAUGGCAUGUCUAUUCUGCUUCUGCUGAGGUUGAGAACUCUGCUAGCCCUGUUUAUACUAUGGAGAUGUGCAUGACUGGUUUGGAUAAGAAGUCAGCUUCUAUCUUCUUCAAGGACAACUCGGGAUCAGCUGCUGCGAUGACUGUUGACUCUGGUAUUAGAAAGAUUCUCCCGAAAUCUGACAUAUGUGACUUUGAGUUUGAGCCCUGUGGGUAUUCCAUGAAUGCCAUCGAAGGUCCUGCAAUAUCCACCAUUCAUGUCACACCAGAAGAUGGUUUCAGUUAUGCGAGCUUUGAAGCUGUGGGCUACGAUCUAAGAGGUCUCAGCUUGAACCAGUUGAUUGAAAGGGUGCUGGCUUGCUUCAAGCCGAAGGAGUUCUCUGUUUCUGUGCAGUCUGAUGCAGCUCUUACGUUAAUCAAGCAGAGCUUCCUGCUGAAUGUGAAGGGAUACCGUUGUGGAGAGAGGAGCCUUGAAGAACUCGGUGCUGGUGGGUCCAUCGUCUAUCAGAGUUUUGUGAUGACUCCAUCUGUGGGGCCUGCUGUGUCGGUUCUGAAAAGCUUCUGCAUGGAGGAAGAGGAGCUUCAGUAUGACAUGUCUCGAAUAUCGGUGGCUAAGCCAAAGCUGAGGAACAUUGUCAUAACUCCAAUGUUGCUGACUAAGUUAAAGCAAGGGGGGAAACGCCCGUAUCAGCUAUGGAGCGCGCUUUAGCGGUAUACUGACUCUGAAGAUGUGCUUCAUCCUGCUGCAAUGUCAUGGCGUGGGCGUUAAUAUCACUAGAAUGAUUCAUGAAUACUAUCUGGAACUUCUAUUAUAUUCAUUAGUGCUAUGAUAGGAAUAAGGAAUGUACCCAAGAAAACUGUUGUUUUCGUCUCGAACUUGUAACAAAUCAGUUGAUGCUAUAACAACACAUCGACAAUGUGCAUAUGUGAUUGCUUGAUUUAUCCUUA
Messenger RNA from Punica granatum (pomegranate), 2017 nucleotides. NCBI's taxonomy places the organism in Eukaryota, Viridiplantae, Streptophyta, Magnoliopsida, Myrtales, Lythraceae. The record is from RefSeq and is a predicted model, not a curated record.